Molecule: messenger RNA, 3006 nt
Organism: Monomorium pharaonis (pharaoh ant)
Lineage: Eukaryota; Metazoa; Arthropoda; Insecta; Hymenoptera; Formicidae
Product: probable protein phosphatase CG10417
Exons: 7
Coding region: 1-2013 (670 amino acids)
Biological process (GO): protein dephosphorylation
Molecular function (GO): cation binding; protein serine/threonine phosphatase activity
Source: RefSeq, a predicted model, not a curated record
AUGGGAGCAUAUCUCUCGGAACCGAUUACGAAGAAGGAGUCGAGCGACGAAGUGGGAAAGAAUGUCGCGUACGGCGCGAGUUCGAUGCAGGGCUGGCGGAUCAGUCAGGAGGAUGCUCACAAUUGUUGCAUAGAUUUUGAUGAGAAUGUCUCAUUGUUUGCUGUAUACGACGGUCAUGGGGGACACGAGGUUGCGAUGUAUUGUGCACGUAACCUCCCUGAUUUUAUAAAACAGACAGAAGCUUACAAAAAAGGCGACAUUAGGCAAGCUUUAAUAGAUGCUUUCCUUGGUUUUGAUGACACUUUGACGAAACCAGAGGUAGUCAGUGUUCUCAAAGAGCUCGCAGGAGCAUCCACAUCAGAGAAGAAGGAGGGCGACCUGAACACCGAAUCUGAUGAAGAGGAGAAUGUUAGUAAUCUAUGUAUGGAGGCGACAAUGCCAUUGGAGCAGGUGAUGGCAAAAUACCAGUCAGAGGUCACGAAUCCUCAUCUAAAGAACUUGAAGGAAAAUUGUGGUAAACGCGCAUUUGCGAGUCCUUACUUACGUGGUCGAAGAGGACGGGAGAAAACGGGUGAUUCGUCCUCUGGUGCGGGAUGUUCGUCAUCGCCCUCUCCGCCACCAACGUCAUCCUCGUCGUCUUCGUCCGAGUGGAAUACGAACGAGACGGACGUGAGUAGUUCGAGUCAACCGUGCGGAUCGGCACUGUCUAGCACAGUGGAGCGAAAAGAUUCCGAAUGUCCGGGUAGCAAUGAAGCUGAGCAAGUGUUGGAUUCGACGACGAGCAAUGGAAGCACUCAUGCGUCAUCGCCAGUAGUAUCCACUGCGGAUGUAGAACCUGUCAAGUCUAUGGAUAUGCCCGACAGCUCUGAAGAUGUAAAAGAAAAAGUCUCGAGUCCCUGCAAGACACCGUGUGUGGAAUCUAAUGCAAACGAGGUGGAAGUUAAUGGUGCGGAGUCGAAGAGAAUCGGAGAUGCGGACAGCAGUAAAGGCGGAGGAGAUAAUGUGUCGAGCAGUUCUUGUACCCCUGUGGAGAAUGGAGACGCAGGUCAACAAGAACGAAUAACUAGUAGCGGUCGAAGAAGAACUCAGCCUGUGGAUCUUUACCAAAGUUUAUUGAAAAAAGACAGUGACGAUUCUGAGGAAGACGACGACGAUGAUGAGAAUGAUGAAACCUUUGAUGGUGUCCCUGAAAGUGAUGAAGAUGAUACAGAAGAUAUCGAUGAGGAUGAAAGUGACGAAGAUGAUGACGAUGAAGUCGAAGAAGAAGAGGAUAUUGAUGAUUCUGAUGAUGAUGCUCUUAUGGUAAACACUGAAAAGCCUGGUUCAGACAGUGGAUGCACAGCAGUCGUAGCGAUACUCAAGGACAAUGAAUUGUAUGUGGCCAAUGCUGGAGACUCUCGGUGUGUCCUAUGUAGGGACGGCCAGGCGAUCGAGCUUAGUCUGGACCAUAAACCUGAGGAUGCACCAGAAAUGGAACGUAUAGUAAAAGCAGGCGGAGAGGUGACAAGUGACGGCAGAGUGAACGGCGGCCUCAAUCUUUCCAGAGCACUAGGCGAUCAUGCGUAUAAACAAAACAUAGUAUUACCACCUCAAGAACAAAUGAUCUCCGCUCUGCCCGACGUAAGGCAUAUUACAAUUGAUCCGGAGAGAGACGAAUUUAUGAUACUCGCUUGCGACGGCAUAUGGAACUUCAUGACCAGUCAAAAUGUCGUUCAGUUCGUGCGCACCCGUUUGUCACAAAAUUACGAAAACAUUUCGAAAAUUUGCGAAGAGCUUUUUGAUCAUUGCCUCGCACCGGAUACUCUUGGCGACGGAACAGGCUGCGACAACAUGACUGCUGUAAUAGUUAAGUUUAAAUCUCCAGCAACCGCAACUGUUAAAAAUAAAACUGUUGCUGAGGAAUGCGUUACGAAGAAACGAUCGGUUUCGCCAAGUGAGGGAAAUAAUGACUGUGUCCCAGGAGAAAACACAGUAAAUACUUGCAAGCGCGUCAAGACCGAGGCAGCUAUAUGAAUUUGGAGUCACUGCGCGUCAUGAACUGAUCUCCGGGAGCGGACGAAUGAAUAUAUCUACUCGUGCCUAUGUGUACAUCAAGCUCCUCCAUCUGAUAUCUACUCAACAUGAACACGAGUGAAUUAAGAGAGCGUAUUAAGCACACGGGGAAUGUAUCUUUGUAAAAUUUUGGUCUAAGAAAAUAACGCGAUUGAAUUUAUAAAUUAUUAUCCGAUGUGGCGCUAAUCGCCAAGAUUCGUCGUAUGCUUCGAGAACUUUAGUUCACGUUACGAUUAACGUACAUAAAUCGUAAAUAGGCAAUAUUUGAACAAAUAAAGACCUACUCUCAUAUUUUUUACAGCUAAGACUUUCACGUUGCAUAAAGAUUCCUGUUUCGAACAUAGUGCAAACUGUACUAGAAUCUUUGUGUUUCUAUAUGUGUCUUGUAGAGAUCCAUAUGAAACAUAAAAAAUUCUCUACGAGUCAAACAUUGUAGAAGAUAGAAAUGUGAAUUGACCCAGUGACAUCUUCGUGACAGUUGUGACCAUUUUCCACCAAUAUAUAUUCUGUCGACACUCAUGUGUAAUCACAGUCGUUAAUAGACAGUAAUUUCAUCGAAGAAAUUAUUUAUAAUUAAAUGCAAAAGCAAUCACGAUACUCUUAUGUAAACACCGUUUGCAAGAUGAUCAGUAGCGUAUAGGUACUAGAUAUACAGUAUCUAGUAUCAUUCAGAAAGAACUGACGUGCCUUUCCAAUUCAGGGGUUGACAACCUCCGCAACAUGUAUGUGUGUAUGUACAUUUGAUUCCGUCUCAAGACAAAAAGAUUUGCGCCCCAUGUACUGUCUUUAGCUGCAAACUUCGUCACUUAUGUAUAAUAAUAUCUUGUUUCAUAAUACAUGUCGCUCGAAUCAAUCUUAAUGUUUGUUUUUCUCUACUAUCUUGCCAAUUUUUAUUUUAUUUUUUUCUGUAAUUUUUCUUCUUGUGGUGAGGAAAAAUAAAUCUGUAGUUUGAAA